Messenger RNA from Dissoconium aciculare CBS 342.82, 1793 nucleotides. RefSeq lists its product as uncharacterized. Bases 89 to 1708 code for a protein of 539 amino acids. Gene Ontology annotation, biological process: regulation of transcription by RNA polymerase II. Gene Ontology annotation, molecular function: zinc ion binding; DNA-binding transcription factor activity, RNA polymerase II-specific. The record is from RefSeq and is a predicted model, not a curated record. The transcript has 4 exons. Lineage: Eukaryota; Fungi; Ascomycota; Dothideomycetes; Mycosphaerellales; Dissoconiaceae.
CGUAGACCGGAGAUAAUAAUACUACAUUCGCAGUCAACACAGAGAAAUUGCUUGGUGCAAACCAACAGUCAUCGCUCCAGGGCGAGAAAUGCCGCCACGCCUUUCGCAUCACAAGAGCCGCCUGGGUUGCAAUCGAUGUAGAGCACGCAAGGUCAAGUGCGAUGAGGUUCACCCGCGGUGUGGCGCGUGUGCUCGGCAUGCCGUGUCGUGCGAAUAUCCACCGUUUCCGGCCCGAUCACUGCCGGAUACCUCCUCCCGGGUGAAGCACAAGAGAACAGCCGACCAAGAUCAACCUAUGCUCGACGUCGGCAAUUGUCCUCCAAUUGACUAUCGGAAUGGUCAGAGCCCAGCCAAGUUCGUGGAUGCCCGAAAUGAGAUGCUGGAAUUACAGCUCAUGCAUGAAUGGGUAGCAUAUGUCUGCGAGUCAAUAUGCACGACUUGGCGCUUCUGGAGAUAUCAAGCACCGGUCUUAGCGUUCAAACAUCGUCCCUUUCUCGACGCAAUGCUGGCUCUCUCAGCCUUAUAUGCGUCUCGGCAAAUGCCACGACAUUGGGUUACCGUCGAAGGGCGAAUGGUCUCUAUCGACGACGGUCGAAUCAACAGCAUGCCUCUUCCAGACAGCGCUCUGAAAGCCGGCGAGGAGUGGAAAGGGGUUAGCGACAACCCCGAAUAUUACUCAGCCUCAACGAGAUCGCCAUCCCGCCAUGGAGACCACGAACGCGACCUCGGCACAUUCGACAGCGCGUACAUGCUGCAUGUUUCUCGCGUCUAUUUCGACCGCGCUCUCGAGGCGCAAAGUCAAGCCGUGCUGACCCUACGACCGGAGAAUGUCCGCGCGACCUUCAUGUGCUCGGUGCUGGUCUCAUACUAUGCGCUAUUCACGCUCAGCGAGGAUGACUUGCCCGCUCCACCCUCACCGUCGGCACCGCCACCAUCGGAACCAUCCCCAGCGGCCUCAAUGUCACCACGCUCAGCGACGACCGCCUCCAACCAUCACCCAUCCAUCGCUCCAUCCACCCCUUCCCACCCCGACCUCCCUCCCGCCUACGAUGCCAUUCAAUGGUUCCGGCUGACCCACGGCACCGGCGUCAUCGUCCAACAAUGGAUGCAAUUCCCGAACGGCAGCGAAUGGUUCGAGGACGCCGGCGCCAUGUAUGGGCCCCCAGACCUCACCGAUCUCGCCGCCAUCUUCGCCCCACAGAACCGGAAGCCCUUCGCCUACCUGCUCUCCCCCAUCGACGGCGCCUCCUCCGGCGGCGGCUCCAGCGGAGGCAUCGCCGAAGAUCUCCUCCUCCCGCCAUCCUCCACCAACUCCACCGUGCCCCCCACCGCGACCAUCCUCUCCGCCUACGAAUCCGCCCUCUCCUACAUCGGCAGCAUCUACACCAAUCUCCCCCUCGCCGGCGGCAAGGACACCCCGCUCGCCACGUGUCGCCGCAUCAUGGCGUUGCCGUCGUGUCUCACGGGCACGCAUUUCCCCGGGCUGGUCAUCGAUGAUCGCGCGCCGCGGGCGUUGGCCAUGCUGGCGCAUGUUUUCGCCAUGAUGAAAUUGGUGGAUGAUCGCGUGCCGUGGCUCAAGGGGAUUGCGGAUCGGCAGGUCCCUAUGCUCUGCGCGAUGUUGCCGGAUACGCCCGGCUGGAGGGAGAUGGUGAGGUGGCCGAUGGCGGUCGUCAGGGGCGAGGGAGGGGGCUUGAUGGGCAGCUCAUGAUAGGUCUGAAACUAGUGGGAAAGGAUGUAUAGACGCGAAAGACGAUUAUUGUUGUCCCAUUGAUGAAAUGGUAUGAUGUUUCAUU